Pungitius pungitius (ninespine stickleback) is the source of this 1535-nucleotide messenger RNA. Its product is annotated as C-type lectin domain family 18 member A-like. The transcript is spliced from 12 exons. Lineage: Eukaryota; Metazoa; Chordata; Actinopteri; Perciformes; Gasterosteidae. The coding region runs from base 56 to 1390 and encodes 444 amino acids. The record is from RefSeq and is a predicted model, not a curated record.
GAGGAGCAGGGAGCCAGAGGAACUGAGCGCAAAGGAGAAACUUCAGGAGUUUACAAUGGGGUCCGGAACCGCGUCGUGCUGUUUGGAUCUGUUUGUUGUUUUGUCUCUGCUGCCCACAUGUACCCACGCCAGCCGGAUUAUCACAGACGCGCGGGAGCUCCAGAAGUCAACCAUCACCGGACUCGGAGUGAAGGAGCACUCAAGGAUUGUUGCACAGCACAAUAGACUGCGGAGCCGGGUCAAACCCAUGGCAGCAAACAUGCAAAAAAUGGUGUGGAAUGAGAAGUUGGCCUCACUGGCUAAGACGAGGGCAGCAACGUGUGAAAUAGACGCCCCUCCUCAAUACGCCUCGCCUUUCAGCCAUGUCGGGUGGAACACACACCUCUCUGCCGAUGGUGCCACCUCAUUUUCUGACGCCAUUCACUCUUGGUUUGAUGAAGGGAAAGACUUUCUCUACUUGAGUGGGCAAUGUAGGGAGAAUGCCACCUGUCAGCACUAUACACAGGUGGUUUGGGCCACUUCAAGUAACGUGGGCUGUGCCAGCCAUCUGUGUCUAGGCAAAGGAGAUAUAUCGCAGAUAUUUGUCUGUGCAUAUUACCCUGGGGGGAACUGGGAGGUCAAUGGUCGACUGGUGACGCCCUAUAAGACGGGUCUAUACUGCUCCCUCUGCACCUCCUCCAUGUCCGGCUGCUUUAGACUCUGGGACCACAUAGAUGGAUUAUGUGAAAUUCCAAGGAAUCCGUGUCGAAUGAGCUGUGGUCAACACGGACGUCUUAACACUUCCUCCUGCAAGUGCAUGUGUGACCCAAGCCACACCGGACGCCUCUGCCAGGUACAGUGCAGUGUGCAGUGUGUGCACGGUCACUUCAAAGAGGAAGAAUGCUCCUGCCUGUGUGAUGUUGGCUAUGGUGGUGCUGAGUGUGCAGAGAAGGUGCAGUUUCCCUUCCACUGCUGCGAUGUGAUGAUAGAUGGCAAUUGCUACGCGGUGUCUUCGGAUACUGACACCUACUAUGGAGCCAAGAGCCGCUGUCAGGACCGACGAGGUAGUCUAGUGCAGAUCCACAAUCAGAAAGUUCAGGACAUCCUGGCUUUUUACCUCAGCGAGCUCGAGUCCAGCAUCGAGGUCACCAACACUCUCUCUGAGACAAGAAACUUCUGGAUCGGUUUGACAUAUAAGCCUCUGAAAGACUCUUUUCGCUGGGAUACAGGAGAGAUGCUUACAUUCAGCAGCUUUGCCUUUGGGCAACCUGACAACCAAGGCUUUGGAAACUGUGUGGAGCUGCAGGCAUCAAGUGCUUUCAACUGGAACGACCAGCGAUGCAAAACGCAGAACCGAUACAUUUGCCUGCAUGCUGCAAAGCACAUUUCCCAGUGGGAGGACAGCAGUUGAAUUCUGAGAAGGGGGGAAACUAACUGUGCAGUACAUGUUACAUGUUACUUUUAGCGGGUAGUUUUAAAAGUUCAGUACACAUCUUGUUUUUCAAUCUUUGUACAAAGAUCUAUGCAGUUCAGUUCUUCUGUAUUUACUGUACAUG